CCCAGCCCCACAGAGCCCACCCCAGCCGCCACCUCUGCCGGGGACGCCCCGGGAAGGAGGAAGAGGAGGAGUCCUCAGAGGCGGUUGGGGAGGAAGCAGACCGUGCAAGUCGUGGCACGGUCAGGGGCAGGGAAAUUUUGGGAAAAUAGAGCACUUGUAAAAGUGAGUCACCACCGCAUCCUUCCUCCUGGAAGGAGCUGUUAAUUUCUAAUCUGUCCCUCUGCGCCGAACUCUCCAAAUGCGUAAAUUCAACGAGGGUCACCAAAAUCAACGGGAUUGCGACACACCCCGGAACGGAGACAUCCAUCUCUAAGGAAUGGGAAACCCCCCGUGGUUUCCGGGCUCCUCUCGCCAGGAAGGGGAGCCCGGGGGGACAGCGGGGUGCCCUGGCUGCUGCUGCCGGUGCCGAGGCUGUGCCAGCCCCAGGGCGGUGCCGGUGGGGCCGUGCCGAGCCCCGAGGCUCUCCCAGGACAGCGCUGCCUUGGGCACCACCCGGUACCCUCGGUGUUCCCGUGGCUGCUGCCGGGCACAGAGGCUAAGCCUGGUGUCCCCCACUUGGUUCAGCACCCAAAUUUGUCACCCGGAGGUGCGGGUGGGUGUGAGCAGGAGGACGGAGCAUCCCUCAGAGCAUCAGGCCGUGCUGGGAUGCUCUGCACUUCCCUCACCUCCAUCUCCCUCCUUGCCAGGGUAGAUUUUUGCCUUCCACAGCUGGAUUUGGGACUCGAAACACCCCGUGGUGGCACAUGGGUGACAUCCCUGUCCCCGCUGCCAGCCGCCACUGCCCUCUUUUGCAUUGGGGUUUCGGGGCAGCCGGCGCUGGUUUCAGUUCAACCUAUAGGCUGCUGAGCGGUGACAUCAGCGUGAAUCAAAAAGUCUCUUUCCCAAGAAGCCAGGACUGGGGGGUCCUGCCAGAUCCGGGAUGAGCCGUGGGACCGCAGCCUCGCAGGCUGGACCCACCCGGACUCCCUCGAGGAACUGACUCGAAGAACAUCCCCAUCGUCCUGCCGGCCCCAUUUCCUCCCGCCGCUGCUCUCACCCUGCUCAUUGGGCCCCGGGCCAUGCCUUCACUUCUCGCUGCCUUCCGUUGGGUCCGGGUGCCUCCUUCGGAGGUGGGGGUGACUCGGGUGCGCUUUAAAAGCCGAGCUUCCCCAUCGCCGAGCACUUAAGGAAGUGUCUUGCGCCCGGCAGCCCCGGGCGGACACCCUGCCCCGGCCAUGCGGUGCGACGGGCGGCCCUGGGGUGUGCUGGCAGCUGUCGCCAAAGGGCUCCUAAUCCUCUGGGCAGUGCCGGGCCAGGGGGGAAGGUCCCCACUGGCCCCCACCGUGCAGCAGACCCAGGCGCUGGUGAGGCUCAUGGCCGAGGAUGCGCUGGAGCUCUUCACUUUCUACGAGAAGGAGCAGCACCUGGCCAUCCACAACAUCUGCCGCACCAGCAACACCCCCGAGUGGCUGCAGAGGCCGGCCAAGGGGCCCUGGGGGCUGCGAAGGCUGCGGAGACCCAUGAUCCACAUGGACCAGGCGCUGCAGGACAUCAUCCGGCACCAGCGCAACCUCUACCACCCCGAGGCCGAAAUCCUUCGCCGCUUAAGCAGGACCCACCGAAAGGUGCGAGCUCUCCUCAACAACCUGGCGGGGCUCUUCCCGGCCUCCAGCCCCCGGCCCGGCCGCCGGCCCCUCCCCAGCCCCGCGGCAUCCCUCAGCAUCUUCCGACAGAAGCUGCAGGGCUGCCAGAUCCUCUGGAGCUACGCCCACUUCAUGGCCGAGCGCAGCGCCGAGCUGGAGGCCGGGAGCCGCCGGACGCGCCGGGAGAAGGGGAGACCGCGCCGGGGCUCGGGGCUGCCUGCACACCCCUAGGGCAGCCCUGCCGGCACCGGAGUUCCCGUCUGCAUCUCCAUCAUCUCCAUCAUCUCCAUCAUCUCCAUCAUCUCCAUCAUCUCCAUCAUCUCCAUCAUCUCCAUCAUCUCCAUCAUCUCCAUCCCAUGUGACGCGAUCCCAGCCCCAUUCCCAGGAUGGAGAUGCCAGGAUGGCCGGGGAGCACCACGGAGCCCCCUCACGGCACCGACCCUGCGCUCCCCGUGCCAGCACUCGGCUGCAGGACAGCCCUGCUUGGCUCUCGCACAUCCUGCCCCACUUUCAUUGGAUCCAGGUAGCCCCAGUGGAGCCGGGUGUCCCCCGGGUGCGCGGCUGUUCCCUGUCCCCGAGCCCUGCCGGAUUUUCCAGUGAUUCAAUGGGUCGGGUGACACAGCCUGACUAAGAGCUGCUCGCCCAGCACCCCCCACCGGGCCCACGGAGAGCGCUGCUGCCACCGGCGACUGUCACCGGUGUUGUCACCCCUGUCUGCCCUGCGCCAGCUCCGCUCCCAGAGAGCAGCUGGCGUGUCCUGUGUCCCUGCACGGUCUGUGUCCCUCUGUGCUCGGUGUCCCCAAGCUCAGUGUCCCUUUGCACAUCCCUGUCCUCAUCCCUGCUCGGUGUCUCUGUGCUCUCAGUGUCCCCCGGGAGGGCGCUGGCUGUUCCCAUCCUCCCAGCAUCCCUGUCCCCUCCGUGUCCCCCCUGAGCCUCCCAGGCCGUGACACCACAGCCCAGCACUGUGACAGUGGGUGACAGCCCCCAAUGCCUCCCCUCUAAUUUAUACAUUAAUAUUUUGUGUUUACUGUAUUUAUUGAUUGUUAGGGUUAAUUUAACUCCCGCAGCUUGCAGAAGUAUUUAAGGACAUUUCUAAUAUAUAAAUAUCUAUUUUUAUUAUAUUUUUGUAUGGUGUUAAACUAUGAACAACACAAGAAUUUAUUUUUGUAUAUUGGUAUUUUUGGUACACAUAGAAGGGCAGUGCCCUCACCCACGUAACAUUUCUUUAUUUUUGUACAAUGGCAAAAGGAAAUAAAAUGCUGACUUUGGCCCAUGGGCCACUGAGA
Parus major (Great Tit) is the source of this 2908-nucleotide messenger RNA. RefSeq lists its product as uncharacterized. Gene Ontology annotation, cellular component: extracellular region. Gene Ontology annotation, molecular function: cytokine activity. NCBI's taxonomy places the organism in Eukaryota, Metazoa, Chordata, Aves, Passeriformes, Paridae. Gene Ontology annotation, biological process: immune response. The transcript has 3 exons. Bases 1215 to 1853 code for a protein of 212 amino acids. The record is from RefSeq and is a predicted model, not a curated record.